Messenger RNA from Melanaphis sacchari, 1472 nucleotides. Its product is annotated as ATPase ASNA1 homolog. The transcript has 6 exons. Gene Ontology annotation, molecular function: ATP binding; ATP hydrolysis activity. The coding region runs from base 141 to 1409 and encodes 422 amino acids. Gene Ontology annotation, cellular component: GET complex. NCBI's taxonomy places the organism in Eukaryota, Metazoa, Arthropoda, Insecta, Hemiptera, Aphididae. The record is from RefSeq and is a predicted model, not a curated record. Gene Ontology annotation, biological process: post-translational protein targeting to endoplasmic reticulum membrane.
CCACACCCUGCAGUGAAAUUGUUCAAUAUUUGAUUUAAUAGUUGUUUUCAUUUUUUGUGAACCUAUCUUAACUUCUUUUCAGAUAAUAAAUCAAACUGUUUUUGUAUACUUACAUUACAAUUUAUUUACUUUUCUAAAAAAUGGAUAGUACCGAUUUUGUUGAUCCAGAACAACUCGAACCUUCUCUACAGAACAUAAUCGAUCAGGAUAGUUUGAAAUGGAUCUUUGUCGGUGGUAAAGGAGGUGUUGGUAAAACUACUUGCAGUUGUAGUUUGGCCAUUCAAUUAGCUAAAGUCCGUGAAUCAGUACUCAUACUAUCAACUGAUCCAGCACACAAUGUAUCUGAUGCUUUUGGACAAAAAUUCUCUAAAAAUCCUACUAAAGUUGAAGGUUUUGACAAUUUAUUUGCCAUGGAAAUAGAUCCUGAAGAUGACAGUGAACAUAACUACUUUAAAGACAUCGAUGGUAGUGAAAUAACGUUCUUGUGUAACAAUUUUAUAAAUGCCGUUGUACAAGCUGUUCCUGGUAUUGAUGAGUGUAGAAGUUAUGCUCAGAUUAUGGAGUUAAUUAAGAAUAUGGAAUAUUCAGUUGUUGUAUUUGAUACAGCUCCUACUGGGCAUACUUUGAGACUACUGACAUUCCCUUUGGCUAUGGAAAAAUCUUUGGAAAAAAUCUUGCAAUUUAAAGAUUAUAUAGGCCCUUUCGUAGAUCAAAUGCUUUCAGUUUUUGAUACUUCUGUUAAUAUAGAAGAAACUACACAAAAAAUUGAAGAAUUGUUGGCUACAAUUAAAACAAUUAAUCAACAAAUCAAAAGUCCUGAAAAAACCACAUUUGUUUGUGUAUGCAUUGCUGAAUUUUUAUCAUUGUUUGAAACGGAAAGGAUUAUUCAAGAAUUAACCAAAAAUGGAAUUGACACUCAUAAUGUCAUUGUUAAUCAAUUGCACAUUACUAAAUCUGAAUCGGCUGAAGCGACUGAAUCGGCUGAAGCAACUGAAUCGGCUAAAGCAACUGAAUCGGCUAAAGCGACUGAAUCGGCUGAAGCAACUGAAUCGGCUGAAGCAACUGAAUCGGCUGAAGCGACUGAAUCGGCUGAAGCGGCUGAAUCGGCUGAAGCGGCUGAAGCGACUGAAUCGGCUGAAGCAACUGAAUCGGCUGAAGCAACUGAAACGACCGAAUCGACUAAAUCGGCCGAAUCGACUAAAUCGACUGAAUCGGGUAACAAUUGUAAAAAGUGUUCUUCUAGACAGGCAUUACAGCGCACCUACUUACAACAGAUAAAUGAUUUGUACUUUGAUUUCCAUGUUACUAAGCUUCCAUUAUUAGAUAAUGAAGUGCGAGGUGUUACUGAUAUAUCAGAGUUUUCCAAUUAUUUAUUAGACCCGCAUUAUGUUUAUAAUAAGCCCGAAUAAGUAACAAACUUUGUUCUGAUUUUUUUUUUUUUUUUAUGUUUAGUUUAAACAAAAAAUUUUUAA